This is a messenger RNA of Hymenoscyphus albidus, 2548 nucleotides long. The record is from the annotation of a GenBank genome assembly. NCBI's taxonomy places the organism in Eukaryota, Fungi, Ascomycota, Leotiomycetes, Helotiales, Helotiaceae.
CUUCAAGAAAAUUAGGAAGGAGUGAUCACGCAUUUUAUUGGUUUUGUGCAGAUGCAGAGACGAUUGGAUGUGAGCUCUUCCCUCGUGGUACUAGCCAUCCGGGUUUCUCAUCACGGCUGAACGCAGAGAAUCGUCCAGCUACGAAUCGAUGCUGUUGAAAGCAUCGCCACCGCCGUCUACGCUCCCCUUCGCGAGAAAAAAGAGCUCGAAAGGAUUUCUGAGUCGCCGAGUAUCUCCGUUGUGAGAGAAGCACUCGAGUAUAUGACAAACUUGGAACCUUGAUUGCAAAGUUAAAUCUUCAACUCAAUCAGACAACCUUCCAAAACUUGUUCGUUUCCCAUCAUGUUGUUUUCCAGAGUUAUUUUUCCCACCUCUUUCGCUGCUAUUGUUGUAGCACAAUCCACCACCCAUGUGAGCAAAACCCUCUGUGGUGGGAAGAAUUAUACCUACGAUUCUCUGGCUGGUUUUGGGUUAGUGCCGUCAAAUUCACGAGACAAGUUUGGUGAUACGCUGGGAGGCUUUGGUUCAGCCAUUGCCUUUGAUCGAGCUCAAUGGAAGAAGCUCUCCAAUGGCACUUACACAGGCACCAUGUAUGCUUUGCCUGAUCGGGGAUGGUAAGCCGAACCUUUUCUCUCUCUCUAUUGAAUUCAAUCCUUGGUCUUUAAUACUCAAGUUAAUACUCAAGACAUGGAAUUUAUUACUCUGGAGUUUCUCCAUUCAGACGAGAUCUUUCCUAAUUUAUUUCAGGAAUACGCAAGGCACAGUGAACUUCCAAGCUAGGGUCCACAAAUUUGGAAUAGUCUUCACACCUUCCCCAAGCGCAACAUCCAAUAAUCCUUCGGGUAAUAACCUUUUCAUUACGUAUCAAGAUUCUACUCUUCUUUUUGCCCCCGACGGUAUUACUCCAACGACCGGUUUAGAUGCAGAUGUCAGUGGCCAUAUCACCUAUCCUGGAUUCCCAGAUUUACCUGCUGCAACAUUCAAAGGCGACGGCUGGGGAGGUUCUGGGCCUGGCGGAAAGGCCAUUUCAAUCGACGCAGAAGGCCUCGUGCUGGCUCCCGGGGGUGGAUUCUAUGUGUCCGACGAGUAUGGGCCCUAUGUGUAUAGGUUCGAUGCCACUGGAAAAAUGUUGAAUGCCAUAAGGCCCAAUGAUGCCAGUACGUGCCAAAAUCAUGGAGUUCUUGAGGCGUAAACUAAAUUAAUCUAGUAAUACCCAUGCGAGACGACGAAGAGUCGUUUUCGGCCAGCGCAGAUGAUAAUCCAACAGGCCGCAACAACAAUAAGGGCUUUGAGGGUAUGGGAAUUUCUGAAGACGGGAGAUCUCUCUACGUACUUCUGCAAUCUGCUGCAAACCAGGAAGGGGGUCUCAAAAAGUCAAACCGCCGUUACCCUCGACUUGUGAAGUAUGAUAUUACUGAUCAAUCAAAUCCAAUUUACGCCAACGAGUUUGUUGUUCCACUUCCGUUCACAACAGAUGAAGAGUCAGAAGUUGCCGGGCAGUCUGAAAUAUUCAAUAUCCAAGGUGGAGACUUCUUUAUCCUUUCACGGGACUCUGGGGCAGGUCAUGGUCAGGAUGAUUCCACUUCCGUUUAUCGUCAUAUAGACAUUUUCAACGUGGAAUUGGCAACGGAUAUCAAAGGUAAAACCUAUGACUGCACCACUUGCAAUAUUGCGAGCUCUAAGGGCAAGUUGGAAAAAAAGAUCACACCAGCAGAAUACUGCCCUUUCAUCGAUUUCAAUCUCAACUCUGAACUUAAUCGUUUUGGCGUUCAUAAUGGCGGAAAUCAAGAUUCCAGACUUCUCAACGAGAAGUGGGAGAGCAUUGCAAUGGUUCCCGUUGAUGGCGCAGCUGGAGAAGAUAAUGAGUGGUUCAUUUUCAGCGUCAGCGACAAUGACUUCAUCACACAGAGUGGCUUUAUGCAUGGAGGGCUGCAACCAUACUCUGAUCCAUACGGUUUCAAUCUUGACAGCCAGGCUCUUGUUUUCAAGGUUACACUACCGGGGCUUUGAGUGCCGUCUCCGAUAAAUUUAGGAUCCAGAGGUAUCACUUGGACGAGGCGGGGCCAUCGUCGAGGGACAACCUCCACUUGUCUAAAUGAUGAAGAUCUCAAAUAUUGCAAAAAAUGAAAAGAACCUUGGCAAGCUGAAUUUUCUGGGGCUCACUAGCCGUCUUUCAAAUCGAAAGUCUUUAAUUAUGGCUGAUCGAAUAUCGUGAGUCGUUUUGGGUGGAACCGGAUACUUUUCUUUCUUUUCUUUCCACGUUGUCAAACUUAGGGGUCUAAAAAGCCUCCUUCUCCCGUUGAAUUUCGUCAUUGUACGUCUGUCAAUAUUUCAAAUCCUCAAGCCUCACGAGCUUUGCCACUAGGUAUUUCACCAAGUGCAUACUUCUGUUAUGUAACGGCCCGUGGACUUCUUGGGAUGAAGUGUUGGUAAUGGCACCUCACCAAGCAUACGCUCCUUGGGGGAAUGACUGUCAUCCCUUAUCAUACGACUGGUUCAGACUUGAGAUGAUGGGCGGAAACUUAGAUCUGUCUCCUAUCCUCUCUUU